Molecule: messenger RNA, 1284 nt
Organism: Monoraphidium neglectum
Lineage: Eukaryota; Viridiplantae; Chlorophyta; Chlorophyceae; Sphaeropleales; Selenastraceae
Exons: 4
Coding region: 1-1284 (427 amino acids)
Biological process (GO): regulation of cyclin-dependent protein serine/threonine kinase activity; mitotic cell cycle phase transition
Cellular component (GO): nucleus; cyclin-dependent protein kinase holoenzyme complex; cytoplasm
Molecular function (GO): cyclin-dependent protein serine/threonine kinase regulator activity
Source: RefSeq, a predicted model, not a curated record
AUGUACUUCCUUUCCUUUGUAUGGCAUAAAACGCUGCUGGCCCUAGCGCCGCCAUCACGGCCGCCGCCCUCGACGCCAGUGCUCACAACGUGCGCGCACUUUAACCCCGCCACAGGCCCGCUCACGCCGCUCGGCGACUGGUGCAGCACUCCCAGCGAGGAGGAGGAGGAGGACGACGACCGCAGCUAUCUGAAGCACCUGUUUGCCAUGGAGGCCUCCAACACCCUCGACGGCGGCUACCUCGAGCGCCAAGCCCCGGGCGCCGGCCUCGGCCCCUGCAGCUCGCCUAUGGCCAGCCGUGAGCGCGCCAGCGUGGUGGACUGGAUGACCGAGGCGGCUGGCGUGGUCGGACUGCCCAGCGACGUCCUCUUCCUUGGCGUUGCGCUGCUCGACCGCUUCCUCGCCGCGCGCGUCGCCGCGGCCGCGGAGGCCGCCGCCUGCGGCGCCAAGCCGGCGGCGCCGGAGAGGCCGCUGCAGCUGGUGGCGGCGGUGGCGCUGUGGGUGGCCACAAAGUACGAGCACGGCUACGGGGCAUCUGUGGAGGUGUUCCGCCGCGACCUGCUGUGCGGCAUGUACUCCCGCCGCGACCUGCUGGACACUGAGGCCGAGCUGCUCAGGGCCGUCGACUACCGGCUCUCCUCCAUCGUCACGCCCCACGCCUUCCUCACCCGCGCCUUCCGCGGCCUACCCGCCCGCGAGGCCGCCCGCGCCGCGCGCGCGCCGGCCGCGGCCGCGGCCGCGGACGCGCUGUUCUACCUGACCUCCUACCUGUCAGAGGCGGCCCUCCUCGAGUACUCGAUGCUGCCCUUCGCGCCCAGCGCCGUCGCGGCCUCGGCACUCGCGCUCGCGCACCUGCUGCUCGGCCUGCCCGUCACGUCUGAGGAGCUCCGCGCGCGCAGCGGCUACGGCUGGGAGGACAUUACGCUGCCAUUCGCCUGGCUGAGGCAGGUCCACGUUGAGGUCUGCCGCGCCGGCGCCAACCGGACGCCCUACGCCGCGUGGACCAAGUUCCUGACCGCCGAGACGCGCUGGGCGGCGGCCGUGCCGCCGCUGCUGUCGUUCGCCGACCCCCGGCUGCCGGAGGUCACCGCGGGCCGCGCCGCCGCGCCCGCGGGCGCGGCGGGCGCGCCGCCGCUUCAGCGGCGGCCGUCGCUGAAGCGGCAGCGCGCGGGCGCGACGGCGGCGGCGGCGAAGGGCGCAGCGGCCGGGCGGCGCCAGGAGGAGGACGGCGGCGCGGCCGCGGGCGCGCUCGGCGCCUGCGCGCUCUUCUGCCCCACGCCUUGA